GAGUCACGUAGCUCUGCGGCAUCCUCAGCCUCAUUUACGGGAGCCAGGGCUGAAGCCGCAGCUCUCGCAGACCUGAAACCAGGCUGUUCUCACGUGCUGCCGCCGCUAACUUGCUGCUCACAGGCCGGAACUCAACCCACUGAGCCACAGAAGCCAGGGCUUGUUCCUUUCCAUCUUGAUCCUCUACUCCCAUCUCUUGACUACAGAGGCAUUGGGAGCCAUCACCAUGCCCCACUCAUACCCAGCCCUUUCUGCUGAGCAGAAAAAGGAGUUGUCUGACAUUGCCCUCCGGAUUGUGGCCCCAGGCAAAGGCAUUCUGGCCGCAGAUGAGUCUGUAGGCAGCAUGGCCAAGCGGCUAAGCCAAAUCGGGGUGGAGAACACAGAGGAGAACCGCCGUUUGUAUCGCCAGGUCCUAUUUAGCGCCGAUGACCGUGUGAAGAAGUGCAUUGGAGGUGUCAUCUUCUUUCAUGAGACACUUUACCAGAAAGAUGAUAAUGGUGUCCCCUUCGUCCGUACCAUCCAGGAUAAGGGCAUUGUCGUUGGUAUCAAGGUUGACAAAGGUGUAGUUCCUCUAGCUGGGACUGAUGGAGAAACUACCACCCAAGGGCUGGAUGGGCUCUCAGAACGCUGUGCCCAGUACAAGAAGGAUGGUGCCGACUUCGCCAAGUGGCGCUGUGUCCUGAAAAUCAGUGAGCGCACGCCCUCAGCACUUGCCGUUCUGGAGAAUGCCAAUGUGCUGGCCCGCUAUGCCAGCAUCUGCCAGCAGAAUGGCAUUGUGCCUAUUGUGGAACCUGAAAUCCUGCCUGAUGGAGACCAUGACCUCAAACGUUGCCAGUAUGUUACGGAGAAGGUUCUGGCUGCUGUGUACAAGGCUCUCAGUGACCAUCACGUGUACCUGGAAGGGACCCUGCUGAAACCCAAUAUGGUGACCCCUGGCCAUGCCUGUCCCAUUAAGUAUAGCCCAGAGGAAGUUGCCAUGGCAACUGUCACUGCCCUGCGUCGUACUGUGCCCCCAGCUGUCCCAGGAGUGACCUUCCUGUCUGGGGGUCAGAGUGAAGAGGAGGCAUCGCUCAACCUCAAUGCUAUCAACCGCUGCCCUCUUCCAAGGCCCUGGGCCCUCACCUUCUCCUAUGGGCGUGCCCUGCAGGCCUCUGCACUCAAUGCCUGGCGAGGGCAACGGGACAAUGCUGAGGCUGCCACUGAGGAGUUCGUCAAGCGGGCUGAGGUGAAUGGGCUUGCAGCCCAGGGCAAGUAUGAAGGCAGUGGAGAAGAUGGUGGAGCAGCAGCACAGUCCCUCUAUAUUGCCAACCAUGCCUACUGAGUACUCACCCCAUUCCACAGCUCUUGGCCCAGCCACCUGUAUACCCAGUUUUGCCAGUAGUUACUUACAGCCAGGGCCAAAUAGCCUUGCAGAGCAAAGAUGUCUCCAUCUAGCACUGAGUCAUCUUCCUUUUUUCUCCUCCCCUUCUCUCUCCCAUUGCUGCACCUGGGACCAUUAGAUGGGAAGGUAGGGAGCCCCUUAUGGCUGAGGGCAGGAGGACUUGCUAGAAGUCGGAACAGGAUGCCCGGGUUUCGCCCUGCCUUUGUCAGCCCUCACAAUUUCCCCAUGAUGGAGUAGCUUGUCCUUGGGCUCUCCUAGCCUGCCCUUUCUCCUGGAAUCAGAGGGUAGGACAGUAGACCUGACUUAUACCUUGGGUACAUAGCACAUAGCAAAUAAAUGAUAGCAAAAUA
This is a messenger RNA of Pteronotus mesoamericanus, 1731 nucleotides long. RefSeq names its product aldolase, fructose-bisphosphate C (gene ALDOC). Lineage: Eukaryota; Metazoa; Chordata; Mammalia; Chiroptera; Mormoopidae. Gene Ontology annotation, biological process: fructose 1,6-bisphosphate metabolic process; glycolytic process. The transcript has 10 exons. Bases 227 to 1321 code for a protein of 364 amino acids. The record is from RefSeq and is a predicted model, not a curated record. Gene Ontology annotation, molecular function: fructose-bisphosphate aldolase activity. Gene Ontology annotation, cellular component: cytosol.